CCUCUCUCUCUAGAAUGAAAGUACUGACACCCAGCGCUUCAAACUUCAGCUCCACAACCGCAAGCAUCCAUGGAAACCCAGAAAUUUCACACUUCCACCAACCCAUCUCACUUUCUUCACUCUCUUCACACUAGCACUAGAUCCAUCUUCGCUCUUCUGUCUUCCUUCCUCCUCCUCGUCCUCGCUUAUAAUGGCGCCGCAGUUUUCUGCCUGCAUGUCCCCUUUCUGGCCCAAAUUUCGCCGGGAAAAGCUGCCGGAGAAUCUAGGAAAUCGCCGUCUUCUUCCACGCCGAAGACCCAGCUGCCCACCUCGCAGAAAUCACAGAAUUUUCUGCCGGAUAGAGUCGCCGGGAAGCCUAUAAAAUGGUCGGCUUCUUCGACAAAGCUGUCCACCCAAAUGUAUGCAAUCAGAGAAGACAACCCAAUCGUGCGGAAACCGCUGGACAUUUCCGCGUUUUUCUCGCGGAAGAGAAGAAGAAAACGCAAGCCUGCUUUCGCGAUUCUUCGCUCGGAUCCUCGGGCGGCCCUGUUCUCGACCCGAGUGAAGGAUUUUCUCAGUGAAAAUCGGUGCAAAAUCCGGUUUUUCAUGACUUGGAUUUCUUCGGUGGGCUCAUUUGGAGACAGAGAACUGUUUGCUGUGCAGAGCUUGUUCAAUUCUCACCCCAAUGGCUGCUUGAUCAUCGUCUCCAACUCGAUGGAUUCGAGAAGAGGAAUGGCCGUUCUAAGGCCGUUCCUGGAAAAGGGCUUUCAUGUCGCUGCAAUUUCGCCUGAUUUCAAUUAUCUCUUCCAACACACAGCGGCUGAAGCUUGGUUUGAUCGGCUAUGGCGAGGAAAUGUGCGUCCAGGUGAAGUUUCCUUAGGCCAAAAUCUCUCAAACUUACUCAGACUCGCUUUGUUGUACAAAUUUGGAGGCGUUUAUAUCGACACAGAUGUCAUAGUCUUGAAGAGUCUGGGUCAAUUGAGGAAUGCCAUUGGAGCUCAAACCAUUGAUCUUGAGACCGGGAAAUGGAGCAGAUUGAACAAUGCUGUGAUGGUGUUCGAUAAAGGCCAUCCUUUGGUACUCAAAUUUAUCGACGAAUUUGCGCUCACAUUCAAUGGCAACAAGUGGGGCUACAAUGGGCCUUACUUGGUUUCAAGGGUUGUUUCAAGGAUGAGGGGAGAACUCAAUCCCGGGUUCGACUUCUCUGUCCUGCAUCCCAUGGCGUUUUACCCGGUUGAUUGGAGCCGAAUCCAUGGCCUGUUUCGGGGGCCUAGGAAUUCAACUCAUUCUAAAUGGUUGCAGGGGAAGUUGCAUCACAUUCGCACCCAGAGCUACGCGGUUCAUCUCUGGAAUAGGCAAAGCAAGAAGCUUCGGAUUGAAGAAGGAAGUAUAAUAAGUCAUAUAAUGUCGGAUUGCUGUGUAUUGUGCAACUCUUCAGCAUCAAAUUUGUAAGCAAAGGAAAUAAGAAUGGAAUGGUAGUUUUUGCUUUCUCUAUGGACCAACUCGGUCCAUGCCGCCAUUUUCCUAGCAACCAAACAAUAACAUGUUCUUGAUUACCAUCGUCAAGUGUUUCAUCUCAUUAUGUAGUAGUAGUAGUUGUAUUUGUUGCAAGAUCAGAAAUGGCCAACAGAACAGCCAUUCUUUGAAAUCUUCGUACGCCUGUUUCCAUGAUUUAGAUGUUUAAGGGCCUGUUUGGCUAAGCAUUUUGUAUUGCCUGCUCAG
Messenger RNA from Diospyros lotus (date-plum), 1701 nucleotides. RefSeq lists its product as uncharacterized. The transcript has a single exon. Bases 70 to 1431 code for a protein of 453 amino acids. NCBI's taxonomy places the organism in Eukaryota, Viridiplantae, Streptophyta, Magnoliopsida, Ericales, Ebenaceae. The record is from RefSeq and is a predicted model, not a curated record.